Molecule: messenger RNA, 2390 nt
Organism: Hermetia illucens (black soldier fly)
Lineage: Eukaryota; Metazoa; Arthropoda; Insecta; Diptera; Stratiomyidae
Gene: Fcp1
Product: RNA polymerase II subunit A C-terminal domain phosphatase
Exons: 8
Coding region: 46-2355 (769 amino acids)
Cellular component (GO): nucleus
Molecular function (GO): RNA polymerase II CTD heptapeptide repeat phosphatase activity
Source: RefSeq, a predicted model, not a curated record
UUUCAUUGCAUUUAGUGACGUUGAUCCGGAACUAUUCCAAUUGGAAUGCGGAAGUGUCCCAGGUCGGGUUGCUUUCAAAACGUGCACAUUUCCUUUAAAGAUCUCGGGCACUCCAUUCAACGCAUAAUCCACAUUGUUUAUCGUCUCUUUCUUGUUUUAUAUUCGUCGCGCUCCAAGGCACUUUUGACAGGUGAACGGGGAUUUGUCAAAAAGAUGGUUGAUAAGAACGUCGUGCUCAGUCCCGCCGAGGAGAAAAUCAAAAUAAUAAAGUGGCGCGUGAAAGAGGGACACUCGGUGACCAACUUACAAGUGAUCCUAUUGUAUGAGGAAUGUGGGUCCGAGUCGAAGGAGGCGAAGAAGCUGAAGUCAAAUAGCUGCGGAGUCGUGAAGAAAUGUUUGUUUGCGGAUGGUGCAGUAGUGGAGAAGGGUUCUCCGAUCCUGGAGCUAUCGGCAUGCAUCCACACGACUGUGAUAAAGGACAUGUGUGCCGAUUGUGGCGCGGAUUUGCGACGUAACGAAAAUGGCAUGCAAACGGAGGCAUCUGUGCCAAUGGUACACUCUGUCCCGGAGUUGAAGGUAACACAGAAGUUGGCUCAGGAAUUAGGCAGAGCAGAUACCAAACGUUUGCUUGAAGAGAGGAAGCUGGUGUUGCUCGUAGAUUUGGAUCAAACGCUCAUUCAUACAACGAAUGACAAUGUCCCUGCGAAUAUAGGCGGCAUACACCACUUCCAGCUCUACGGUCCUAGCUCACCAUGGUACCACACUAAACUCCGACCUGGGACCGACGAGUUUCUUACUAAAAUAUCUUCGCUAUAUGAACUUCACAUCUGUACCUUUGGCGCGAGAAAUUACGCGCACACGAUAGCACAGCUCCUGGACAAGGACGGGAAACUGUUCUCCCAUCGAAUCUUAUCAAGGGACGAAUGUUUCAACAUCACCAGCAAAACUGACAACUUGAAGGCUUUAUUUCCAUGCGGUGACUCCAUGGUGUGCAUUAUUGACGAUCGGGAAGAUGUUUGGAACAUGGCCCCCAAUUUAAUCCAGGUGAAGCCAUAUCAUUUUUUCCAGCACACAGGGGACAUCAACGCGCCACCUGAAGUGGCAAAGCAUGAGCUGGACGGCAGUGGAGUCGAUUUCAAAGAUUUUGUUUCCCCCGAAAAUAAUGCGACUGAGGUCAAUAAAAGUAAAAGCGAACCGGGCGAAGAAGAAACAAAAGAGUCCUGUUCAAAGGAAGAAAAAUCAGAGUCGCAAUCAGGCGAAUCCAAUUCAUGCAGUUCAGAAAAAUCGGAAACAAAGGAAGACGAUGAAACCGACAAAAAAACAGAAAACGUAAGCAAAUCCGACGAUGAGACUGUUCGGCCGCGAAUCGAGGGAGGCCUUGUAAAAAUAGACGACCCAGACGACUACCUACUCUACUUAGAGACAAUCCUCAAGAACAUACAUGAAAACUUCUACAGCGUUUACGAUGAGAGCAAAGAGAUUCCAGACCUGAAAGCUUUAAUUCCAAGACUGAGAGCGGAAGUACUUCGCGGCAAGACGCUCGUUUUCUCGGGUCUUGUACCGAACAACAUGAAAUUAGAACAAAGUCGUGCAUUCAUGAUUGCCCGGAGUCUGGGUGCUAAUGUGCAUCAGCACAUAACUGACGAAGCUACGCACCUCGUGGCUGCAACGGCCGGAACUUUCAAAGUGAACGCAGCCAGAAAGAAUCGUAAUAUUCACAUAGUUACGCCCGAUUGGCUGUGGUGCUGUGCGGAGCGGUGGGAGCAUGUGAACGAGCGACUUUUUCCGUUAGAUCCCCAGAAGCCUAGCAAAAUGCGACAACCGCCACCUCAUUGUCACAGUCCCGAACACAUUGUCAAUUACAACGAAAAGCUAGAAACUAGUCCCGAGGAGAACAGCAUUGAACCAAAGUUCAUAGACACGAUCAAUCCGCUACUGAGUUUCUCCAACGCCGACCUAGCGGCGAUGAAUCAAGAGUUCAAUCAGUUUUUCGAAUCGGAAUCGUCCAGUGAAGACGAACACGCAAAUAUAGAAUUUCCCCCGCUUGACAAGAACCUUCGGAAACGGAAACGUGAGGAGGAGAAAGAGGAAAGACAGAGAAAUUUCUUUUCUCGAAAGGAGAACAGUUUGUUUGUGAUGGCUGGAGAAAAGCCGACUGAAAAUGAACAAAAUUCGACAGAGGACGAUGAGGAUGAAUCGCCCAGCGUGAAAUUUCGAAGGGGAGAAGGUUUGCCUUCAGAUUUGGAACUAGGAUCUGAUUCCGAUCAUAGCGAUAAUGGUGUAGGCGCGGAAGAUGAUGGAGAUUGGAAUAUGAUGGGAGCCGCAUUAGAACGAGAAUUUUUAGGAUUAGAGUAAAGAAAAUUGUGUAAUAAAAUGGACUUUUACAAAUU